AUGACGCAUGAAAAUGGCGGUACCGCUGCUGAUCCCGCCGCCACCGCCGCCGCUGCCGUUUUCGCGGCUCCCUCUGACUUCAACGCACCGUCGCUACCAAAAGGGAUGGAUCCGGUCUACUACGCCCUAAGCCUGCUGCGUCGCCGUCGGCUGGAGGAGUGCAUCGCCGUUUCGACGCACUACCUUGCAGUCCUCCACGAAACGAUGCUUCAGACGUCGCCGACGCAGCAGCAACAGGCAGCUGGUGGGGCUGAGGCGCUGCGGUUUAUCCAGACAAGAGCGCUCAUUAUGCAAAACUGGUUUGACGAGCUCGAUGUGGAGGGCGACGGCGUAGACGAGGUGUUGCUGGAUGGGGAGCAGACCGUCGCCUCCACGGCGCAUCGCCCCGGCACUUCCCUGCAGCGGCCUGGUCGUUCAGCAGGGAUGCGCACUGCAACAGGCAUGGCGCAGUGGCGGGACACCGCACGUCCCACUAGUAGUCGCUAUGGAUAUGCGCGACCCGGAACGCAAAGCAGAAAGCGUCCAGGCACAGUCUCCGCGCGCCCAUUCACGUCAAGAAUGAUGCGCAUUGGAACGGCGUCCCUGCAGGCUGUCUCUGAUGGUCCUCACAUUGACGUGCAGAAGUUGAACCUGGAGCAGUACGGUCGGGGGACGCCUGUGGUGGCGAAACUUCUCUGUGACUUUUUGCUGUAUGUGGAACACCGGCCGAGGAUGGUGCUGGAGCUUGGGAGCAUCGCCCUGGAGCGACAGCCAAAGGACUGGUGGUGGAUGUCGCGUAUGGGGCAGGCGUACUACCGCCUGGGUCUUCUUCGCGAGGCGGAGCGGCAGUUCAAGGCAGCGCUUGCCAUUCAAGAGAACGUGGCCGACGUCAUGCGGCUCGCCAAGGUGUUUAUCAAGAUGGAUCAACCCCUCACAGCCAUGGAGGUGCUUUCUGACGCCUCAGAGAAGAAUUGCAUGGACCACCAAAUUCUUCUCCACAUGGCACGUCUGUACGACCAGCUACAUGAUACAACAAGGUCGUGCCAGUUGUACCGCCGUGUGCUGCAGCUGGACAGCAGCAACGUGGAGGCAAUCGCCUGCAUUGCGGCGUACAUGUUUUACGACAAACAACAACCCGAGGUUGCAUUGCGCCUGUACCGUCGUCUGUUGCAAAUGGGGGUGCAGACGACGGAGCUCUGGAACAAUCUGGGCCUAUGCUGCUUUUACAGUUCCCAGUAUGACAUCGCCCUCAGUUGUUUGCAGCGCGCGAUAGCCACUGCAACAGAGGACGGGACGUUGGCUGAUGUGUGGUAUAACGUUGGGCACGUGGGCAUUAGCACCGGUGACUUGGGCCUCGCCCACCGUGCCUUUAAAGUCGCACUCAGCACCAACCCGCACCAUGCGGAGGCACUAAACAACCUUGCGGUGCUGAAGCUGCGUAUGGGACAGGUGGAGCAGGCCGUGAACGAUCUCGCCAUGGCCGUCGAGAUCUCGCCGGAGCAGCAUGAGCCUCUGUACAACUUGGCUCUUCUCUCGUUUAGGGCGGGGAAUUUGGGGCGGGCGUACAAACUCCUGGAGCAGGCGUUGGAGGUGUGUCCGGACCACCCGGAGAGCGUUGAGCUCCAGGCAGCACUGCGGACAUCGUUAGCGACGCUGUAG
Messenger RNA from Trypanosoma rangeli, 1638 nucleotides. RefSeq lists its product as uncharacterized. Gene Ontology annotation, cellular component: BBSome; non-motile cilium; ciliary basal body. The transcript has a single exon. The record is from RefSeq and is a predicted model, not a curated record. Gene Ontology annotation, molecular function: protein binding. The coding region runs from base 1 to 1638 and encodes 545 amino acids. Gene Ontology annotation, biological process: non-motile cilium assembly. NCBI's taxonomy places the organism in Eukaryota, Euglenozoa, Kinetoplastea, Trypanosomatida, Trypanosomatidae.